AGAAAGCUACUCCUGUGCAUCCGUCAGCCUUUUUCGGUUCUCAUCUGCAAAUUCCAUUGGCCACGAAGACGCCGGUCAGAGCUGAUCUUUGCAGGCAAACCCAAAGGGGCCCAGAACCUGUCCUUGAUGCAACAGGUGUGUUGGAGGAGGGAAGCGUGGAAAACGAGCCUGCUUGGGGCCCAGGUGAAUGUGCUUGCAGUGACUCGCUGUCACGCCGGAGGUCGCCGUUUCCUCCGUUUCACCUGUGCUGUGAUGUCGACGCCGGCCUGAAAGCCACAUCGCGGAGGGACGGACCGACGGACAACAACAAGAGUCAGACGACGACACGCCGGAGCGGGAGAUGGAGCGUACCGAGGGGACAUGCGACGCCCUGUGAAGGAAGAGGAGGAAGCACGACGGAAAAGCGUCACAUCCCCCCCGGGCCUCGAACCUUUUCGUCGGCGAGCCGUCAUGCCGCGCCACCGCCGCCGCCGCGGCGGAGAGAAGACGACCGGGGAUUGACCGUCACCGGCCGGCCGAGCCUCAGGCGCCUGCGAUGACUCGGCUCCCGUUUUUCCUGACGCGCUGACCGUGGUCCGGGUGCCGCCGCCAUGCUGAUCAAGGAGUACCGCAUCCCCAUGCCCAUGAGCGUGGACGAGUACCGCAUCGCUCAGCUCUACAUGAUACAGAAAAAGAGCCGCGAGGAGAGCUGCGGCGAGGGCAGCGGCGUGGAGAUCCUGGAGAACAAACCGUACCGGGACGGGCCCGGAGGCUCGGGCCAGUACACCCGCAAGGUGUACCACAUCGGCAAGCACAUCCCGUCCUGGUUUUGCUCCAUCCUGCCUCAGGCCGCCCUGCGCGUGGAGGAGGAGUCCUGGAACGCCUACCCUUACACGCGCACCAGGUACACGUGUCCCUUCGUGGAGAAGUUCUCCAUUGACAUCGAGACGUACUACAUGCCCGACACCGGCGACCAAUCGGACGUCUUCGGUCUGUCUUUGGCUGAGAAGAGACAAAGGACAGUGGACCCCAUCGACAUCGUCAAGGACUACAUCGCUCCCCACGAGUACCUGGCAGAAGAAGACCCCCGACUGUACCGCUCGCUCAAGACCGGGCGAGGCCCGCUCUCCGAAGACUGGAUCCAGGAGAUCAACCGAAGUCCGGGCGACCGCUCGGUCAUGUGCGCCUACAAGCUGUGCAAAGUGGAGUUCCGCUACUGGGGCAUGCAGUCCAAGAUCGAGCGCUUCAUCCACGACGUGGGUCUGCGUAAAGUGAUGGUGCGAGCCCACCGCCAGGCGUGGUGCUGGCAGGACGAGUGGUACGGCCUCACCAUGGAGGACAUCCGGCAGCUGGAGCUGGAGACGCAGCUGGCCCUGGCCAAGAAGAUGGCCCAGUACAGCCUCGGCGAGGAGGGCGGCCCCGAGACCAACGGCCGCCCGGCCCCUCAGGACCGGGAGCCGGGGGCCGCCGCCGAGGCCGAGGCCGGCGAAGACAAACCGGCCGGAGUGCCGGACACCCGGGGCGAGCUCACCAAGCAGUGGUCCACGUCGUCCAGAUCCUCCAACAGGUCAUCCAAGAGAGGCGGGAGUCCUUCUCACCACAGCCUGAGCGAGUGGAGGAUGCAGAGCAUCGCGCGGGAAUCCGACGAUAGCACGGAUGACGAAUUCUUUGACGCGCACGACAGCUUCUCUGACGGCGAGGAGGCCUUCCCCAAGGAGAUCACCAAGUGGAACUCCAACGACCUGAUGGACAAAAUGGACAGCAUGGAAGUGGACGAGGUUCAAGGUGAGGCGGCGGCCACCUUGGCCUCACCCGCGGCGUGGCGGGUCUCCAUCGCCGGUGACGCGCAGCCUUUGUGUCACAGAGUCGCGCCUCAGCGGUGUCUUCAGCCGUCCAAAAUCCACGUCCUGAUUCUCGUCCUGCACGGAGGAAAUAUUCUGGACACGGGCUCAGGCGAGCAGAACAGCAAGCAAGGUGACGUCAACACGCUGAGCGGCGCCUUUGAGACGGUGAUGAGGGUUCACUACCCGACGGCGCUGGGCCGGGUCGCCAUCCGCACCGUGCCGUGUCCCGCCGUCUGCGUGGAAGCCUUCUCGCUGGUGUCCAACCUGAGCCCGUACAGCUACGACGAGGGCUGCCUGUCCAGCAGUCAGGAUCACAUCCCGCUGGCCGCGCUGCCUCUCCUCGCCACGUCGGCGCCGCAGUACCAGGAUGCCGUGGCCGCCGUCAUCCUCAGAGCCAAUCAGGUCUACGCCGACUUCAUCAGGUCGCUGGAAGGAGCGUCCUUCAACGGACAGGUGUGUGUGAUCGGCGACUGCGUGGGAAGCAUCCUCGGCUUCGAUGCGCUGUGCAGUAGUUCUGUCCUGGUGCUGGAAAGUCCAAACUGCAGCAGGCGGGGCAGCGCCAUCAGCGUGCAGGACACGGAGCUGCUUUCCCCCGGCAUCGUCAUCAACAGCGCCUCGCCGUCGUCGCCGUCCCUGGAGGCCAGUCGACACCUGAGCCGGAGUAACAUCGACAUCCCUCGAUGCUCGGGGCCCGACGAACUCAAGAAGCAGCUGCCGCGCAAACGCAGCGACUCCUCCACCUACGAGCUCGACACCAUCAAGCAUCAUCAGGCCUUCCUGUCCAGCCUGCACUCCAGCGUGAUCCACGCCGAGUCCUGCUCUCGCCGCUCCAGCGGCAGCACCAUGCUGGAGGGAGGAUCCCUGGGCAAGUUCGACUUUGAGGUGACGGACUUCUUCCUCUUCGGAUCUCCUCUGGGCCUGGUGCUCGCCCUGCGGAAGACGGUGGUGCCCUCGUUGGACGUGACGGCUCUGCGUCCGGCCUGCCGGCAGGUGUACAACCUGUUCCACCCGGCAGACCCGUCGGCCUCCCGCCUGGAGCCUCUGCUGGACAAACGCUUCCACCUGCUCCCCCCCUUCUGCGUCCCCCGAUAUCAGCGAUUUCCUCUGGGGGACGGACACUCGGCUCUCCUGGCGGAGACGGUGCAGAGCAACCCUCAGCUCCUGAUGGAGCCGGCGCUUCAUCGCGGUCAGGAGACGGGCGUGAACGAGACCUGCAUCCCCGUGCCCGUCCUCAACUGGCCCUCCUCCGCGGACGGCAACGCUCCCGCGUGCCCGGCCCCGUCCGCGUCCCCCGGGCUCCCUCACAUCCGCUGCCACCGCCGAGCGAGCGAGGCCAGCCUGGCGAGCCAGGUGUCGGGCCUGGCCGACUCCUACGCCGCCUCCAACGUCGCCAACAUUGCGUCCCGCUGGUGGGGCAGCAAGCGGAUGGACUACGCCCUCUACUGCCCCGACGCCUUGACGGCGUUCCCCACCGUGGCCCUGCCGCAUCUCUUCCACGCCUCCUACUGGGAGUCCACGGACGUGGUGUCCUUCCUCCUCCGACAGGUGAUGAGGCACGAGAACUCCGGAAUUCUGGAGUUGAAUGGGAAGGAGGUGUCGGAGUUCACGCCGUCCAAGCCCAGGGAGAAGUGGUUGCGCAAACGCACUCAUGUGAAAAUUCGGAACGUGACGGCCAACCACCGCGCGAGUGACGCCGUGUUCACCGAGGACGGCGCCCAGACGCUGACCGGUCGCUUCAUGUACGGGCCGCUGGACAUGGUGACGCUUACGGGAGAGAAGAUCGACAUUCACAUCAUGACGCAGCCUCCGUCGGGCGACUGGGUCUACUUCGACACGCAGCUCACCAACGGCGGCGGCCGUGUCUCGUACGCGCUCCCCGACAACAAGCGGCUGGGCAUCGGGGUGUAUCCCGCCAAGAUGGUGGUCAGGGGCGACCACACGUUUGCCGACAGCUACCUCACCGUGGUGCCGCGCGGGACCGAGUUUGUGGUGUUCAGCAUCGACGGCUCCUUCGCCGCCAGCGUGUCCAUCAUGGGCAGUGACCCCAAGGUGCGAGCGGGUGCCGUGGACGUGGUCAGGUACUGGCAGGACCUGGGCUACCUGAUCGUGUACGUGACGGGGCGUCCCGACAUGCAGAAGCAGCGCGUGGUGGCGUGGCUGUCGCAGCACAACUUCCCGCACGGCGUGGUCUCUUUCUGCGACGGCCUGGUUCACGACCCGCUGCGCCACAAGGCCAACUUCCUCAAGUGCCUCGUCGGCGAGGCCCAAAUGCGGAUCUUCGCCGCCUACGGCUCCAGCAAGGACAUUUCGGUGUACGCCAACGUCGGCCUACCGCCGUCGCACAUCUACAUUGUGGGAAGACCCACAAAGAAGAUGCAGCACCAGUGUCAGUUCAUUCCAGACGGCUACGCCUCGCACCUGUCCCAGCUGGAGUACAACCAGCGUUCCCGUCCCGCCAAGCCGGCCAGCGCCCGCAUGGUCCUGCGAAAAGGCAGCUUUGGCCUGGGCGCCGCCUCGGGAGACUUCCUGCGCAAGCGCAACCACAUCUUCCGCACUAUUUCCUCGAAGCAGCCCGGCGGGCCGCCGUCCGGCUCGCCCAAGCCCCCGGGCCGGACGGAGCGAACGCAGAGCCAGUGCGAGACGGAGCGCAACGUGACGGCGGCGGCGGGCGCGGCGCAGCGCAGCAUGAGCGUGGCGGCCGGAUGCUGGGCACGCAGUGGAAGCGCCAAGGAGGGAAGCGCCGGCUCGUGCGGCCCCAAAUGAGCUGGAUGGAGCCCCCGUGAUCCCCGACAGGGAGCGGACUCGAGGCGACUGUGUAGCGUGACUCUUUUCCACUAACACUUUUAUAGAGGAGACGACAAGGGAGCUUUCAAUCCAUUGAUGUAACGAGCCUUAAGCUAACCUCAUUCACGACACAUCCGUACCGAAUCUACACAUUUUCUACUGCACAAAGGCAGACCUCCCACUCAACGUAACAGCUCAGGUUCAUUUGUUUGACGCACGUCGCCGCGGCAACGCGCUCUUCGUUUCUUUUGGAAAGCGCUUUGAGCAUUUAUUCAUUUCUUUGACAUUCAAUUGGAGCUCCAUUGUUCCUCUGCUCUAUUUUGUCCCUUUGUGGCAUUUAAACUUUCACAAAUUGUGAAAAAAAGCCAAUGCCGAGGAGCUGAAAA
Hippocampus comes (tiger tail seahorse) is the source of this 4993-nucleotide messenger RNA. Its product is annotated as membrane-associated phosphatidylinositol transfer protein 2-like. Lineage: Eukaryota; Metazoa; Chordata; Actinopteri; Syngnathiformes; Syngnathidae. The transcript is spliced from 25 exons. Gene Ontology annotation, cellular component: cytoplasm. Gene Ontology annotation, biological process: phospholipid transport. Gene Ontology annotation, molecular function: phosphatidylcholine intramembrane carrier activity; metal ion binding; phosphatidylinositol binding. The record is from RefSeq and is a predicted model, not a curated record. The coding region runs from base 591 to 4586 and encodes 1331 amino acids.